Messenger RNA from Mesorhabditis spiculigera, 942 nucleotides. NCBI's taxonomy places the organism in Eukaryota, Metazoa, Nematoda, Chromadorea, Rhabditida, Rhabditidae. The record is from the annotation of a GenBank genome assembly.
AUGGUCGGAAUUUUGAAGAACUACCCUGAGUACAGCUUCGUGCUCGAUUACAAGGACUUUUAUGCGGCUGAAGCGACCGGCAUCUAUCCAUUCACCGGGCUGACGUUGCACAUGAAUGCGUGUGUUGUAGCGGUGAUAAUGAUGUUGGAAGGAAAUGUUGUGGGAGGCUUCAUGAUGACCCACGCUUUCUGGAUGCUGGAUGGCCAUGUCAGAUUGAGCACGCAGACACGGAGGUUACAUGUGAAAUUGAUGAAGGCGUUGCUUCUUCAGCUGGCUGUACCAUAUUUAACCCUGCUGUGCCCUUGGGGCCUUUUUACCGCCGUUCAGUUUUGCUCAACCGUCACCGAGCUGCUGCUGCACAUGCUCAAGGGCGAAGUCCUCUUUCCGGCCUUCGUCUUCAGGUGUUGGGGAGUGGCUUGUACGACGUUUGGACUAGGAGUCAAAGUGCCAUUUGGACUGGCGGGGCUCGCAAUGAUGAGCCUGGUGUUCGCCAUCUCGCACUGCGUCUUCUAUCGGCACCGGCAGGAAUUCCCAGUCUUUUCCUAUGCCCGACACGCCAACCCGCCGUUCUGGGCUUUGGAUACCGGCAAAAAGCUGGCGAUCGUGGGCCUGCCCGCAAUCUACGGCUUCAUGACGGGCAUGAUGAUCCUGGGAAGUCAAAUAAUUUUUCCAACGUUGACUCUAUGGGUUCCCUGGGCAGCGUACGGAUUUUUGAUAGUAUUUAGUGUCGUCAUCCCAACAGAAAUCAACAAUUUCCUCUUUGUCGCGAACGCCUCCCACUCGCAGAUCGCCUCCCUGCUCCUCGCUUUUUUCACAGAUUCAUACCGAAAUUAUAUGUUUCAUGCGAUUGCGCCGUUUAUAGGGUUUGCACGCAGGAAAAAGAAGAUUAUUCAUGUCACCGCAACGGCCGGUGAUUCUUCAGGAGGUCGACCGGUCACACGA